Propithecus coquereli (Coquerel's sifaka) is the source of this 2901-nucleotide messenger RNA. RefSeq names its product serine/threonine kinase 16 (gene STK16). Gene Ontology annotation, cellular component: Golgi apparatus; cytoplasm. Gene Ontology annotation, biological process: protein phosphorylation. The transcript has 8 exons. Bases 173 to 1090 code for a protein of 305 amino acids. Gene Ontology annotation, molecular function: protein serine/threonine kinase activity; ATP binding. The record is from RefSeq and is a predicted model, not a curated record. Lineage: Eukaryota; Metazoa; Chordata; Mammalia; Primates; Indriidae.
ACGCCGGCGCGGACUGAUGAUGUAAGCACUGCUUCCGGUCUCUGGCCCUUCGCUCCCGCCUGAGCCAGUAUGCUCCCCGGGGCCUCCAGCACAUCAUCUGGAAGAGCCCACUCACCCUGGACGAACCCUUCGGCAGCCUCAGACCACCCUUGAGGAGAAUGACCAAGACAUUAUGGGCCACGCGCUGUGUGUCUGCUCUCGGGGAACUGUCAUCAUUGACAAUAAGCGCUACCUCUUCAUCCAGAAACUGGGGGAGGGUGGGUUCAGCUAUGUGGACCUAGUGGAGGGGUUACAUGAUGGACACUUCUACGCCCUGAAGCGAAUCCUGUGUCACGAGCAGCAGGACCGGGAGGAGGCUCAGCGAGAAGCGGACAUGCAUCGCCUCUUCCAUCACCCCAACAUCCUUCGCCUCGUGGCUUACUGUCUGAGGGAGCGGGGUGCUAAGCAUGAGGCCUGGCUGCUACUACCUUUCUUCAAGAGAGGUACGCUAUGGAAUGAGAUAGAAAGGCUGAAGGACAAAGGCAACUUCUUGACUGAGGACCAAAUCCUUCAGCUGCUGCUGGGUAUCUGCAGAGGCCUUGAGGCCAUUCAUGCCAAGGGUUAUGCCCACAGGGACCUGAAGCCCACCAAUAUCUUGCUUGGAGAUGAGGGGCAGCCAGUUUUAAUGGACUUGGGUUCCAUGAAUCAAGCAUGCAUCCAUGUGGAGGGCUCCCACCAGGCCCUGACCCUGCAGGACUGGGCGGCCCAGCGGUGCACCAUCUCCUACCGAGCCCCAGAGCUCUUCUCUGUGCAGAGUCACUGUGUCAUCGAUGAGCGGACUGAUGUCUGGUCCCUAGGCUGUGUGCUAUAUGCCAUGAUGUUUGGAGAAGGCCCUUAUGACAUGGUGUUCCAGAAGGGUGACAGUGUGGCCCUUGCUGUGCAGAACCAACUCAGCAUCCCGCAAAGCCCCAGGCAUUCUUCAGCAGUACGGCAGCUGCUGGCCUCGAUGAUGACUGUGGACCCCCAGCAGCGCCCUCACAUUCCUCUCCUCCUCAGCCAGUUGGAGGCCCUGCAGCCCCCAGCUCCUGGCCAGCACACUACCCAAAUCUGAACAAACCAGUGGCCACACUAAGAAGGUGGCCCCUUGUGCCUUGGAAAGAGGCACCCAUCCCUCAUUGGAAACUCCAUCCAUUCUAUCCAGGAUGCUUUCUAACAGAUGGGGGCAGUGAGUGGGGACCUUUUUGCUCUGUGACCCCCAAGAGCAACACCUGGGUAAGGGGCCUGACUGAGUAGGGGAGGGGUGGGGAUUGGGAAAAGAGAAACUGACAGAAUAUGGUCCAUGGCUCUGAGCAGGACUACUGAGCUCACAUCAUGUUCUGCCUCCAAAUCCAGGAGCAGGAGAAUGUGUAAACAAGAAUAAAGUGAAAGCAGGUUGGUGUGGAUCUUAGUCUCAAUGUUUCUGGAGUGAGAGAAGAGGUGCAAAGGGCCCAAAGUCUGGUUGCCAUUUCCAAGGGAACACCUGGUAUAGAGUCGGCAGUGGUGUGACUUCAUCAUUCCAUGUAAGGAGGCUGUUUCCUUACCUUAGAUCUGGCUGGCUGGCAGUGGGAAAGUCUUCUAGCUUGUCUCAGUCAAAAACUUAAAGCUGCUCUGGCUUGAGCUGGCUUCUACCUGUGCCAAGGACUGGAACCAGGGCCCCCGAAAAGCACACUCAACUAGUUCUUUCCUUCCUUUACUCCCAGGGGUGAGUAGCUUAGUCAAAGCAACCCAGCUGGUUUGCUAGGCAAGGGCUUCUGGGUGGAGACACCUGAAGAGGCUUUGGGACAGAUACAUUAACAGAUCUCCCAUCCUUAGCCUAGGGGCAGGGGAGUGGAGGUGGCAGCCAUUUUGGCCCCUGUCUCCCUGAUGGUUCUAGCUCAUACAUGAUUAAUGAUUAAUGAGGCAGUCUGGUGUGGCCGACUCCAGCUGCCACUUCCUGCCUACUCUGCUGAAUAAAUGGGUCCUGCUGUAGCUGGGCUUGAAACCUGUUCCCCAAGGAAGGGCACUGUGUCCCUGAAUCACCAGGGAGGGUAGGCAAGGGCAGGGUUGGCGUCUCCUACUCUUGAGAUUGAAGCUUCCUCCCCUCAACCAUUCCCACCUCAUAUGCUGACAUCAGCGUGGGUCCUGGGGUGCCUAUUAGCAAAGUUGAAAUUUUCCCCAGGGCCCUGGCAGGAGGCUCCCACCAGCUAGCACAGAGGCAGAGGCCAGAAAGAAAGCACAAACAGAGGGAGAUGACCUGACUUUUAAUGGCACAACCCCAGCCCCAGCAAAGCAGCAAGACAGACAGGAAGCUGUGCAAAGCUGCUGGGAAGUUCAGUGGCACAAACAGCCCAGGAGAUUGCCCUCGUUCCCUCCCAUCCCCCAAGCUUAUGAUGUGGCUUUAUGCCCAGGAACUCUGGGCCAGCCCAGCCCCAUUUCCAAAUCCUCAUAACGCACAAAGGAGCCUGAGCCAAGCCUUGCUUCCAGAGUUGGUGAAUGCAGAGGCAACAGGAGGAAUAGGGUAGUAGUCCAGCUCUCAAAUACAGAAGCUACUGGACUUAAACUCCUACUUGGAAAAGAAGUGAAAACUCAUAUCCUUCAACAGUUGGUGGCUGGACAGACAAGUCCAGGAUUCGGUACUCAUUUCUUCCCUAUCCUGCGUGCCCCUAUGACCUUACAUCAGGGUCCUGGGGUCAUGCUUCCUGGGCCUGGCAAGGGCCUCUUGGCAAGUCUCCCCUUCAGCCGUGGAAGGGAAAAGUGUUGUCAGCAGCAAACACUGAGGGCAGCAGCAGCAGAAGCAGCACAAAGGGGAAGGCAGCAGAAGCUCAAGCACUCACAGAAGGGACAAGAAACUGUGCAAGGAGACUGUUUAUUUCGAAAGGCUUUUGCAAUAAACAUAGUGGAGAG